Cadophora gregata is the source of this 2028-nucleotide messenger RNA. It is a transcript of the gene YML6, whose product is annotated as 54S ribosomal protein, mitochondrial, variant 2. The record is from RefSeq and is a predicted model, not a curated record. Gene Ontology annotation, cellular component: ribosome. Gene Ontology annotation, biological process: translation. Lineage: Eukaryota; Fungi; Ascomycota; Leotiomycetes; Helotiales; Ploettnerulaceae. Bases 46 to 933 code for a protein of 295 amino acids. Gene Ontology annotation, molecular function: structural constituent of ribosome. The transcript is spliced from 5 exons.
CUCCUGGUUCAAGAUGCCAUCACAAUUGAUCUGAUCAUAUCAACGAUGGCGUCUAAAGGCUUGCCGAGCUUUUCAAGGAGCUUUAGGAGUAUAAGGACGUUUCCAACGGGUGUUAAAGAUCCCCUUACACAAUGCCUGGCACCACGACUCUCACGGUCAAUGGCAACAGAGACAUCAAUGCCAGCGAACCUCACACAAGAAUUUAAUCCUUCCUUCCUAGAGACUGCAACGGAUCCGACAUAUUCACUCCCAGACCCAACCGUCCUCACAACCAUCUACAAAUUUCCCACGAUGGAACCCGUACGAUUCGAAUCCUACGACAGUAAGCAUCUGCAUCUUCCGCUACGUCGAGAUAUCCUCCACCGGGCCGUGGUCUUUGAGGGCGAUGCAACUCGUCAAGGAACAGCAAGUGUGAAGACCCGUUAUGAAGUCCACGGAUCGCACCGCAAGAUCAGACCGCAGAAAGGAAGUGGAAGGGCCCGUUUAGGUACGGCGCAAUCUCCUAUGCUGAGGGGUGGAGGAAAGUCAUUUGGACCGCAUCCUCGCGAUUUCGCUACAGGACUGCCCAGGAAGAUGUAUGAUAUAGCGUGGAGAACAGCUUUGAGCUGGCGCUACAGACGAGGGGAGCUUAUAAUAUGUGAGGAUGGGAUGGACAUUGAGUACCCGAAGACUCUAUUCAUCAAGCAUAUAUUCUCGCACAAUCACUGGGGCCGAGAGGACGGAAGGACACUUUUGAUCACGAAUAGCUUCAGGGAGAAUCUGGCCACGGCUUUGGCGCCAGCCGGUGAGGAAGGAAGGGUCCAAUUAGUGGAGGAUGUGGAUGUGAAAGAUUUACUGGAGCUCGGAAGAGUGAUUAUUGAGAAAGGAGCACUGGAGCAGAUCUUGAGUGAGCAUCAGAGCGAUCUGGUGCCCAGGAUCAAAAGUGUACAAUAGGUUCCGUAUCUGAGAGCUCCAUGGGCUGUGUAUAUCUCUUGUACAAUCAAAUUUCCUCAACAGCUAACCUUUGUUGACUGAAUAUGAAAUCUAAUCGAACGUUCUCCAAUCGCUCCGAAUUUGAAUUCAGUGUGGUUUCAAAGUUGUCUGAAGUCUAGAGUUGAUUGGCUUGAGACCUUCGCCGAGCGAAGGGAGCAUGGAAGAGACUGCAUUUAGCGACACUGUAUUGAUUUGCGACCCGGAGCUUUCCCUCCGUUCCCUUGACAAUAUUGAGGAUUUAUACACAGACGACCCCCCCCCCCCCCCACACGCCUCCCCCUGGUCAGACGAAUCAAAAGCUUCAGAAUCUCUAGCAAUUGCGAAGGUACAAUAGCUCAAACAGCAAUAAAAUCACAUAUCUCCCACGCUCCGUACUAUCCCCCCCCCUAAACAAACGUUAAAGGUGUACUUUUGUGGGCUAAACACCUGGAAGGCGUACUCUAACUGGUAGACGACCCUGGCGAUACUCAGAGCACGAGCUAAAUUCUGGUCAAUCGUAAAAGCAAGGGUGGCUGUAGAAGGUUCGAGAUGAAGUUGAAGCAGUGUUAGUAUCCUUAUUGGAUAGACGCCCUGGCUAGCUACCCACACGAGGUCCAGUUUUCAUGAGGUUUAACGUUUGUUUAGGGGGGGGGAUAGUAUUAACCCUAACUAACCCUAACUAACCCUAACCUUUAGGAAUACACUCGAGAGUUGUACAGGCCAGCAUCCGACUGACUUCUAAUGCAAUCGCAUGACAGCUACUGGAAAUGAGCUGCUGGAAAUUGUUCAAUACUGCAGCUACCCGUUUUCAGGUUACGUAGCCGUAGCCGUCCAAGAGAGUGCACAUCGGCGCCUUAUGUUCACAAUCGCAGACCCGAUUUAAUGAUAUCCGACGCCUUUUCAGCAACCGCAUAAAUAAGGGUCUGCGUAUUUCCUUGCAGUAUUAAUGGGAAUACAGAAGCAUCAACAAUCCUCAAAUCCGUCACACCAGAAACUUUCAGCUCGGUAACUACAACGCCUCCUCCUUGCAGUGGCAACAUAGCACAUGUACCUACGGCAUGAUAUAAGGGUUUCGCC